AUUAAAAGCUGCCCUUUUUGAGCUAUCUGUCUCUGGUUUAUUUUUGUUCCUUUCUGUGUCUUUUUUCUUCUCUUUGUUGUGGAAAGAAAAUGGCAUCUUGGGUUUUGUUUAUUUCAGUCAAAUGAUGAUGAUUAUUGUGUUAAGCUGGGGGGAUCUCGAUGAUGGUCAAUCAGAUCGGACCCUCUGCGGUUGGUCAUUGCAUUUAUUUAGUGAUUUUAUAGUCUGUAUAAGAUCAGAGAGUCAGAGAAUCAUGACAUAUUAUAUUCUACCUCUUGUCCCGUUUUUUGUAAUAUUUCUUGAAGUAGCAUUUCUUGGAUUUCGAGUUUGGUUAAGGGCUUUCAUAUGGGAAAAGGAGGAGCAUUGGUUUAAGGAGGAAGAUGAAGAAACCACUCUGAAUUAGUUGAUGAUGUGGGUUGGUGUUCCUUUUUCAGCUUCUGUAUAAAAAAGAAAUGAAACCAAGGGGUUCUUCCUCCUUUUUUCCAACAGCUGUUUAACUCGUUCCGUGUGGCCUGCUUGCAAGGUUGACAUUUUUACAUAAGCAGAAGCAGAUCAAAGGCUUGUAUGCUCGAAUGCAAGGAAAUUUGGUGUCUCCAGCAUUCUUUGCUCUUUAUUUACUUGGAUGUGCCUACAAUUCUGAAAGAUAGUUCCUUCAGAUCGUUUACUGACUACAACAUUCAAAUUGACAUGCCAUCUAGUAUAUUUGUUCUGUGUUUUGGCUGUCGGAUCUGGUCUGGCAGUUUGAUUCAGAUGCAUGACUUACGUAUAUCUUUUAAAGCAUUCGAAGCUCCACUUUUCUGGCUUGUCUUGUUAAGUAUUGAUUCCCGUCGUUGACUUUGCUCUGCAGAUGCAAGAUAGUUUGUGGACAUAUUGGAUGAACAAGUCGACAAGCAGUAUAGAGUGAUCUCCUAUUUGGUAUAAUGUCUAUGGAGCGCAGCUCGAACGUGGAUAUAGAAAUGCGUGUGGCUACUAAUUCGACGAGUCAUGCAAAGGCCGAGGACAGACCUGAAAAGAACAAAGAAGACGAGAAAACUAAUACAGUUCCAUUUCACAAGUUGUUCUUGUUCGCAGAUUUCACCGAUAUGGUUUUGAUGCUUGUGGGUACAAUAGGUGCUGUUGGCAAUGGCUUAGGUUUGCCCCUCAUGACAGUACUUUUUGGGCAAUUGAUUGAUUCAUUUGGAACUAACCAGAACAGCAGAAAUUUGGUGCAUCUUGUUUCCAAGGUAUCUCUGAAAUUUAUCUACCUGGCAGUGUUUACUGGUGUGACGGCAUUUCUUCAGGUGACUUUCUGGAUGGUCACGGGAGAGAGACAGGCCGCUCGGAUUAGGGGGUUGUAUCUGCGGACUAUAUUGAGACAAGACAUUGCCUUUUUUGAUAAGGAAACAAACACAGGAGAGGUUGUGGGAAGAAUGUCCGGUGAUACCGUUCUUAUACAAGAUGCCAUGGGUGAGAAGGUAGGAAAGUUCAUACAGCUUGUGUCGACGUUCAUAGGAGGAUUUGUCGUCGCAUUUACUAAAGGGUGGCUACUUACUUUGGUCAUGUUAUCAUCCAUUCCUCCCAUCGUGGUUUCUGGUGGCCUCAUGGCCCUGAUCAUAGCCAAGAUGGCAUCACGAGGACAAAGCGCUUAUGCAAAAGCGGCAAAUGUUGUAGAACAAACAAUAGGGUCAAUUAGAACAGUAGCAUCAUUUACUGGGGAGAAGCUGGCGAUAGCAACUUACAACAAGUUCCUUGUGGAUGCGUAUAAAUCGGGAGUUCAUGAAGGCAUGACCGCUGGACUAGGUCUUGGUACAGCCUUGUUGAUUCUCUUCUGCAGUUAUUCACUGGCAAUAUGGUUCGGAGGAAAGAUGAUUCUGGAAAAAGGAUAUACCGGGGGUCAAGUACUUAAUGUCAUCGUCGCUGUCUUAGCUGGUUCAAUGUCCUUAGGACAGGCCUCUCCGUGCAUGACCGCAUUUGCCGCUGGCCAAGCUGCAGCAUUUAAGAUGUUUGAGACAAUCAACAGGAAGCCCGAGAUUGAUUCCUGCGACACCCGUGGCAAGACGUUGGACGAAAUUCGUGGAGUCAUAGAACUUAAUGAUGUUUAUUUCAGCUACCCAGCCAGACCAGAUGAGCUGAUAUUCAACGGAUUCUCUCUUUACAUACCCAGCGGCAUGACUGCGGCCUUGGUUGGGCAAAGUGGAAGUGGAAAGUCCACUGUGAUCAGUCUUAUAGAGAGGUUUUAUGAUCCGCAAGCCGGUGAAGUGCUCAUCGAUGGCAUAAAUCUGAAGGAGUUUCAGCUUAAAUGGAUACGGAGUAAGAUCAGCCUUGUGAGCCAGGAACCUGUGUUGUUUGCAUCAAGCAUCAAGGAUAACAUUGCGUAUGGGAAAGAGAAUGCAACCAUCGAAGAGAUAAGAGCAGCCGCUGAAGUAGCCAAUGCUGCUAGAUUCAUUGACAAAUUGCCCAAGGGACUGGACACAAUGGCCGGCGAACACGGUACUCAGCUCUCUGGAGGACAGAAGCAAAGAGUUGCCAUUGCCAGAGCAAUUCUAAAAGAUCCUAGGAUUUUGCUUUUAGACGAGGCCACAAGUGCACUAGACGCAGAAUCAGAGAGGAUUGUACAAGAGGCAUUGGACAGGAUAAUGGCUAAUCGAACCACUGUCAUUGUAGCACACCGUUUGAGCACCAUCAGGAACGCUGAUAUGAUCUCUGUCAUUCAUCAAGGAAAGAUAGUGGAGAAAGGUACACACACGGAACUGCUAAAAGAUCCCAAUGGAGCGUACAGUCAGCUAAUACGACUCCAGCAAGUAAAUGCAGAGCAAGAUCGAGCAACAGAUGACCAAAACAAACCAGAAAAUCUCCUUGACGGUAGACAAUCGAGUCAAAGAUUGUCCUUGAAAUCCAUAAGUCGGGGAUCAUCGGGCGUGGGAAAUAGCAGCCGCCAUUCCUUAUCUAUCUCGUUCCGUCUGGCCACAGGAUUGAAUGUCCCUAAUGGUGCACCAGCAAAUACAGAGUCCUCUUCUUUGGAGAAAAAAGAAGCAGCUGCAGAAGUUUCUAUUUGUCGGCUAGCAUAUCUUAACAAACCAGAAGUUCCUGUGCUACUACUAGGAUCUAUAUUUGCGAUCAUUGCUGGUGUGGUAUUCCCCAUUUUUGGCAUACUAUUAUCUACUGUGAUCAAGACAUUUUAUGAAGUACCUCAUAAACUGAGGAAAGAUUCAAAGUUUUGGGCAUUGAUGUUCAUGACUCUUGGCCUGGCAUCAUUAGUCGUAUAUCCAGCAAGUACGUACUUCUUCUCGAUAGCAGGUUGCAGAUUAAUCCAGCGGAUAAGAUCUAUCUGCUUUGAGAAGGUGGUACACAUGGAGGUGGGUUGGUUCGAUGAGCCGGAGCACUCCAGCGGUGUCAUUGGCGCGAAACUAUCAGCAGAUGCAGCAACAGUGCGGGCCUUAGUUGGGGAUGCCCUAGGCCAGCUUGUUCAAAACAGCGCAUCUGCAGUUGCUGGUAUAGUCAUCGCUUUUGCGGCUAGCUGGCAAUUGUCAAUCAUAGUCCUUGUGUUGCUCCCUCUGAUAUUUGUUAAUGGAUACAUCCAAGUAAAAUUCAUGAAAGGAUUUAGCGCAGAUGCCAAGAUGAUGUACGAGGAAGCCAGUCAAGUAGCUACUGAUGCAGUUGGAAGCAUCAGGACUGUUGCUUCUUUUUGCUCUGAAGAGAAGAUCAUGCAACUUUAUGCUAAAAAAUGUGAAGGGCCAAUAAAAGCAGGAGUUAGACAAGGGUUGAUUAGUGGAGUCGGGUUUGGCCUAUCUUUCUUCUUACUUUUUGCGGUCUAUGGUACCUGCUUCUAUGCUGGAGCUCGACUUGUCCAGGAUGGCAAGACAACAUUUUCAGAAGUUUUCCGUGUGUUUUUUGCCCUGACCAUGGCAGCUGUUGGAAUUACUCAGUCAAGUUCCAUCACUCAGGACUCCAACAAAGCCAGGAGCGCAACUGCCUCAGUUUUCGAAAUCAUAGACAGAAAAUCAAAAAUAGACCCUGGUGAUGAGUCUGGAGAAACGCUGGAAAAUGUGAAGGGAGAAAUAGACCUUCAUAACGUCAGCUUCAAGUAUCCUUCUCGCCCGGAUAUACAAAUUUUCAAAGAUCUUAGCUUGACCAUUCAUUCCGGCAAAACAGUUGCCCUAGUUGGAGAGAGCGGGAGUGGGAAAUCGACUGUAAUAGCUCUGUUGCAACGGUUUUAUGACCCCGAUUCUGGUCACAUCACACUUGAUGGGUUCGACAUUCAGAAGCUUCAGUUGAAGUGGUUUAGGCAGCAGAUGGGCCUUGUGAGCCAAGAACCAGUUCUGUUCAACAACACAAUCCGUGCCAACAUAGCCUAUGGAAAGGAUGGAGAGGCAACAGAAACUGAGAUCAUGACUGCAUCAGAGUUGGCAAAUGCCCAUAAAUUUAUCAGUAGUUUGCAACAGGGUUAUGACACAUUGGUAGGCGAGCGUGGAGUCCAGUUAUCUGGUGGGCAGAAGCAGCGGGUGGCCAUUGCACGUGCUAUUGUGAAGGAUCCAAAGAUACUCCUCCUCGACGAGGCUACUAGUGCAUUGGAUGCUGAAUCUGAAAGAGUGGUUCAAGAUGCAUUAGACAAAGUCAUGGUCAAUAGAACUACGGUUAUAGUGGCGCAUAGACUAUCUACAAUAAAAAAUGCAGACGUGAUCGCGGUGGUCAAAAAUGGAGUGAUCGUCGAGAAAGGAAAGCACGACUCUCUGAUUAAUAUCAAAGACGGUUUCUACGCUUCCUUGGUUGCUCUUAACAUGAGCGCAGCUUCGUCGUAAUUAUGUUUUGUGCAACCGAUGUCGGUCGUGUCCUACUUUCCCAUGUAAUAUGUGACCAUACCAGUUUCUUUUGUAGGUGGUGUUCAUUUAUUUCCCUCAUGUAAAUCACCUGCAAGGUGAUGGGAGAGAAUGGUAAAAGUGCAUUGAAAACACGUGGCAAAUGGCAACUUUAAGAAUAAGUGUAUUCGUGACGGCAUGAUUGUGUAUGUCCUAUCUAAAGGGAAGGGAACUGUAACAAUAUGUUCGGCAUUGUUGAA
Molecule: messenger RNA, 5032 nt
Organism: Rhodamnia argentea
Lineage: Eukaryota; Viridiplantae; Streptophyta; Magnoliopsida; Myrtales; Myrtaceae
Product: ABC transporter B family member 4-like
Exons: 12
Coding region: 918-4775 (1285 amino acids)
Biological process (GO): transmembrane transport
Cellular component (GO): membrane
Molecular function (GO): ATP hydrolysis activity; ABC-type transporter activity; ATP binding
Source: RefSeq, a predicted model, not a curated record